Messenger RNA from Tyto alba (common barn owl), 2304 nucleotides. Its product is annotated as disintegrin and metalloproteinase domain-containing protein 2-like. Gene Ontology annotation, cellular component: plasma membrane. NCBI's taxonomy places the organism in Eukaryota, Metazoa, Chordata, Aves, Strigiformes, Tytonidae. Gene Ontology annotation, molecular function: metalloendopeptidase activity. The coding region runs from base 1 to 2304 and encodes 767 amino acids. Gene Ontology annotation, biological process: binding of sperm to zona pellucida; proteolysis; cell adhesion. The transcript has 19 exons. The record is from RefSeq and is a predicted model, not a curated record.
AUGAAAAUGAAGGACGCGCUGUCCUACGCGCUGAGGAUCGAGGGGCGGCCCUACACCGUGCGCCUGCGGCAGCAUGUCUUCUUAUCUGAUGACUUCAGGAUUUAUGUGUCUAAUGAGAAAGGAUCUUUGCGCUCUGAUUCAGCCCCUAUCAAGGGGGGCUGCCACUACCGGGGGUACAUCGAGGGCUUCCCCGGCUCGGCAGUGACCCUCAGCACCUGCUCGGGGCUCAGGGGGCUGCUGCAGUUUGAGAACGUCAGCUACGGGAUCGAGCCCCUGGGUUAUUCUCCUGCGUUCGAGCACUUUGUGUAUCGAGUGAGCGACGAGAAGCCGGCAGGGUCCCUCCUGGCCCGGGGCCACGCCGGGCUGGCGGCAGAGGAGAUGAUUUUGCCGUUCACGUACCUUGAACCACUGCCAGCUGCAGCACGAUCUCCCAAAUACUUCCAAGUGUAUGUAAUUUUGGACAAGGCUUUGUACAACUAUAUGGGUUCAGACACAAGUGCUGCGACACAGAAGAUAAUCCAGGUCUUCAAUUUAGUCAACAAUAUGUUUAAUCCUCUGAAUGUUACCAUUGUGCUGUCCUCCCUGGAGCUGUGGACAGAGGAGAAUAAACUAUCGACAGCAGGGGAAGCGGAUGACCUUCUACAGCGAUUUCUACAGUGGAAACAGUCAUACCUCGCUCUGCAGUCGUAUGACACCGCUUAUCUACUGGUGUACAGGGAGCGCGCAGCGUUCGCGGGCACCACGGCUCCGGGGAAGGCGUGCCAGAGGGACGCUGCCGGCGCAGUGGCCGUGUACCAAGGGGCCGCGACGCUGGAGUCCUUCUCCGUCCUGCUGGCCCAGCUGCUGGGCCGCAGCCUGGGCAUGAGCUACGACGGCUCCCGCGGCUGCCGCUGCCCCGGGCGCGUCUGCCUCAUGAGCCCGGAGGCGCGCCGUUUCAGUGGGGCAAAAGCCUUCAGCAGCUGCAGCAUCGAGGACUUUGAAACCUUCCUGAGGCACGGUGGAGGCGUGUGCCUUUCCAAUAGACCCCGCUUGACCGGACUGUCCGACCGCCGAGCGCCCGCCUGCGGCAACGGCGCGGUGGAGCCCGGCGAGCAGUGCGACUGCGGCGGGGCGGAGGCAUGCUUGAAAGAUAAAUGCUGUACACCGACAUGUCAGUUCAAGCCAGGAGUGAAAUGUUCCUCUGGAUUAUGCUGCAGUGAAUGUCAGUUCAAGCAGAAAAACUCGCCGUGCCGCCCGGCCGCCGACGCGCAGUGUGACCUGGCCGAGUUCUGCAGCGGGUCCUCCGCGUCCUGCCCCCCCGACCUGUACGUGCAGGACGGGCACGGCUGCGAGCACGGCACCGGCUACUGCUACAAGGGACGCUGCCAGUCUCCGGACCUGCAGUGCCGGCGGCUCUACGGGAGAGGUUCAAAAAAUGCUCCUGUGGCUUGUUACGAGGAACUCGGUGCUCAGCAGGACAGAUUUGGACACUGCGGGGUCCGGCGCGGACAAGGCUAUAAGUCCUGUACUUGGAGGAAUCUCAGAUGUGGAAAGUUGGUCUGCACGUACCCGUACAGCACUCCCUUUCCAUCAGAUGUUGCUGCUGUUGCUUACGUCCAAGUGCGCGAGCAUUUGUGCGUGUCUUUGGAUUAUUUGAAUGCACCAUCAAGGCUGGAUCCUAUUCUGGUUCCGCCAGGUACAAAGUGUGGUUCUGGAAAGGUGUGUAUAAACAACACUUGUCACCCACAUUCGGUCCUGGGGUACGACUGUGACAGCCAAGUGAAGUGCCACGGCCACGGCGUGUGCAAUAAUAAGAGACACUGCCACUGCCACCCCGGCUGGCAGCCCCCCGACUGCCGGCGGAGGGGGUCCCGCCUGGGGGGAAGCAUCGACAGCGGCUUGCAGGUGGCGGAGAGCGGCCUGGGGGUCCAGCGAGCACUGGAGGGGAUGGUGCCGACCUGGCCCGUGCUGGGCUCCUGCCUCCUCCUCCUCCUCCUCGCCGGGACCUUCUGCCUCGUCAUCUGGCAGCCUGCGCUGGGCCGGUGCUGCGGGCGGCAGCCCCCGAGCACGGAGGGCCCCGGCACCGAGGAGGGCAGCGACGGCCGGGACACGGGCACGGACACGGACACGGGCACGGACACAGGCACGGGCACGGGCAUGGACAUGGACACGGGCACGGACACGGGCAGGGACACGGGCACGGACACGGGCACAGACACGGGCACGGGCACGGGCACAGACACGGGCACGGGCACGGGCAUGGACACGGGCAUGGACACUGACACGGAGCCGGAGCCGGGGCCGGGGCAGCAGCGCGGGCACUAA